AUGAGAAAUUAUGAAUUAUCAGAAGGGGACUUUAUUUUCAAUAAUAUAAUAAAUUCAAAUAAUAAUUUAAAAUGCUUAAAUAAAAAUUUAAAAAAGGAUAGUAAGAAUCUAGAAAUAAUGAAAAAUGACGAUCAUAUUGAUCAAGAUAAUGAACAUUUGGAACAAAAAUAUAAAAUAUCAAAUGAUGAUAAAAAUACAAUAAAUUAUCAAAAACUUAUAAGUGAGGAAAAUUAUAAAUUAUAUGAUAAUUUAUCUGUGAAAGAAUUAAGUGAUGAAGAAGUAAACUCAGAAAAUGAAUAUAAUAGAAAAAUAAAAAAAAAUAGAAAUAGUUCUUUAAAUAAUGAAAAAUUAAAUGAAUAUAAUGAAAAUUGUGAGAAAAUUUCUAAAGAAAAAUAUAAAAAAAAUCCCUUAGAUAAUGGUCAAAUUAAAGAUAACAUAAGUUAUAAUGUGAAUAUGAAUUCAUCAAAAAUUAUGUACAAUGUUGAUGAAUGGAUUUGCAAAUUAUUUAAAUGUGAAUUAUUGAAUAUUGAAGAAAUAAAAUUAAUGUGUGAACUUUUAAUAGAUAUAUUAAAAGAUGAAGAAAAUUGUGUUAAAGUAGAUGUUCCUGUAACUGUUGCAGGAGAUAUUCAUGGACAAUUUUACGAUCUUCUAGAAUUAUUUCAUAUUGGGGGUUUACCACCGGACGUUAAUUAUUUAUUUUUAGGAGAUUAUGUUGAUAGGGGUUAUUACUCUUGCGAAUGUUUUUGUUUAGUUGCUUGUUUUAAAAUAAAAUAUCCAAAAAGAGUAACAAUUUUAAGAGGAAAUCACGAGAGUAGACAAAUAACAAAAGUGUAUGGUUUUUAUGAUGAAUGUAUAAGGAAAUAUAAUAAUAAUUAUAAUGUGUGGAAAUAUUUAACAGAUGCAUUUGAUUACUUACCUUUAACAGCAAUUAUAAAUGAUGAAAUAUUUUGUGACCAUGGAGGUAUAUCACCAUAUUUACAUACAAUUGAUGAAAUAAAUGAAUUAGAUAGAUUUAAAGAAAUACCACAAGAUGGUGCAAUUUGUGAUUUAUUAUGGAGUGACCCAGCAGGUCCAGAAGAUGAAAUUAUGGAGGGAUGGAAACCAUCCCCAAGAGGUGCAGGUGUUUUAUUUAGUGAAGAAAAAACUAAUACAUUUUUACGUAUGAAUAAUUUGCGUUGUAUUUGUAGAGCACAUCAAUUAGUACAAGAUGGUUUUCAGUGGAUGCAUAAUGAUAAAGUUGUUACUGUUUUUAGUGCACCAAAUUACUGCUAUCGUUGUGGAAAUUCUGCAUCUUUAAUGCUUGUAGAUGAAUUCAUGGAAAAAGAUUUUGUAACAUUUAAUACUGCUCCCUUAAGAGCUAAUGCCCAAGCUUUGCGAAAAAAUGUAGACUAUAUGUUGUAA
Messenger RNA from Plasmodium gallinaceum, 1401 nucleotides. Its product is annotated as protein phosphatase-beta, putative. Lineage: Eukaryota; Apicomplexa; Aconoidasida; Haemosporida; Plasmodiidae. The transcript is spliced from 2 exons. The coding region runs from base 1 to 1401 and encodes 466 amino acids. Gene Ontology annotation, biological process: mitotic cell cycle; peptidyl-serine dephosphorylation. Gene Ontology annotation, molecular function: protein serine/threonine phosphatase activity. The record is from RefSeq and is a predicted model, not a curated record. Gene Ontology annotation, cellular component: cytosol.